CAUUAACCAGCGCUACGACCAACGCCGCGGGCCCGGCGGACCCGGCAGCGAAUACGACAAGGAAUACCGGUAAAUAAGGUUAAGGCGUGCAGCACUUGCUGUUGAGCUAGCCAUCUAUCCGGUCCCAAUCUCCAACUCCAAUUUAUAAGCAAUUGUCAAGAACGUGCAAUGGGACCGGGAUAUUUCGCCGUGUUUACUAUUUGCUUUCCUGCCUGUUAUCCUAUCCUAAUCCCGGAGAUCGUUCUCUUCCAUCUCCUAUCCUCUUCCCCUCUUCCUGUCUCAUCUCCUUUCUUGUGUCUUGUCCAGACGAAGAGAUGCUUCACUGUUAUGAUGUAUGCUUUUUCUUAUCUUAUUCUCCCAUUUUGCCUCUUGCAUGAGGAUUUACCUUGGCGAUAUACAUACCUGAAUCGAUUUGUUUAUAAUGUCGCCGUUGUCGAAUGCCAGAUAUUCCGAUUGAUCCGUUAGUAGUUUUGAGUGUCUGAAGAGAAGGUGGUGAGCCAAGAAUGGACACAACGAAGGUCAUCUAUUCAUCCUGAUGCCAUCACUCAACCUCUCUUGGCUCAACUAACUACC
This is a messenger RNA of Aspergillus steynii IBT 23096, 573 nucleotides long. RefSeq lists its product as uncharacterized. The transcript has a single exon. The record is from RefSeq and is a predicted model, not a curated record. Lineage: Eukaryota; Fungi; Ascomycota; Eurotiomycetes; Eurotiales; Aspergillaceae. Bases 169 to 465 code for a protein of 98 amino acids.